AUGCAUACAUGUCUGAUUUAUGACGUGUCCCUUCUCCUUCCACGAAAGCCCAAUGAAUGAGAAUGAGAAAGACAACUGUUGACUCAGCCGCCAACAAAUAAACCAACAACACCAACGAGAAGGUGGCUGUGGUGCUGGUGCUGGUAGCCAAGCAGUAGCUAAGGAAGGAAGUGGCAUUGAAAGCAUACAAUACUCAUCAGCGAUCAAGAAGCAACAGCUGUCGAUGCAUUGGACUCGACUCGACUCCGCCGUUUCUUCUUGUCUCUGCGUCAGCAUUUCCGUCCACUCAGUCUUACGCAUGUCCCUGACCUGAUCCCCAGCCAGAGCUGCUUGUACACGUGUACACGUAUGUAGCGUACUAGUGGCCUCAUCACUGUCAUUCAUUCAUUACUGCAUCAGCAUAGCAAGCGCUACUAGUACUAGUAUCGGGUACAGUAGCCAUCAUUGUUGUGCUGAAUGAAUCAGAGACAACGCAUUGCAGCAUCCACUCACUCAGGCUGAAGGUCAAGAACACAACCCAAUCGCUCCAUUUGUUUGUUUGCCUUGCCUUGCCUUGCCUUCAUUGAUCAAGGAAAGAAAGACAAGAGAAGGUUCAAGAAUUUGGCUAUUGAGUUUUUCUUAGCUUUUUCCAAUUCAUCUAUCUGAGCUGAGCUGAUCUGAUCUGAUCUGAGCAGAGCUUACUGAGGCCUUUGAGUUCGACAAGUUGGAAGCUGUUUGGAGUUCAAGCGACUUCAGAAUCCUCAAGAUCUACCACUUGCUAGCUAGCUACUGAAACAGUCAAGGAUUCGUUCUUGAGGCACUUUCAAGCUACGUGGAGUUUGAAGAUCUAGCUUGUCAUCUAGCUAGCUACUAUACGGUACGGUAUAGUGUUUGCUAGCCAUCUACCUACCUACCUACCUACCUACCUACCUAAAAGCUACCUAUACAAGAGAAGCAUUGGUUAACCAUUCGAAACGCAUCAGUAAAGCAACACACCAAUCCUGAUCCCAAAAAAGUUUCAGCUUGCUUAGCUACCUGCUUAGCUACCAUCAAGGCAUACACUAGCUAGCUAGCUACCAUGUGCCGCCCUGACUCAUCGGACGCAGAAGACAGUAAAACCAAGAUUGAGAUGAAUGGAACUUCAGAUUCCAACUCCAGCAGCAAUGCUAGUAGCUCUAGCAAUCCACCCACGGCGACGGCGACGGCACCAAAAUCCAUUCUCAAGGAUGAACACGGUUAUGCCGCCACCAAUUUCGACGACAAUGACAAUUCGGCAGCACAGGGCAUGGCAACUACCUGGUGCUGUGGGCUGCUACACAUGAAACCACCCAAAGGCGGCAGAGAACUGGGAGUAUGGGAAAAGUCGUUGGAAGAUCAAUCCAACUGGUUCACGUGGAUUACACUCUCCUAUCUCAAUCCCAUGCUCAAGCUAGGAAGUGCCAAGACGUUGGAGACUGAUGAUAUUGGAGUUCCUUCACAGCAAGAUUUGUCACGCAAUGCCUACGAACGAGUCAAGGUGUGCUGGGAGGAACAGAUCAAAAAAACACACGUGCAAAACAAGUACAAACAAGCGGCAUUUCAACGACAAUUGUCAAAAUGCACCACUGAAGCACAAAAAGAAGCACUCAUCAAAAAACAAAAACCUCCGCUCGAACCGUCCUUGGGAUUUGCACUCUUCAAGGGAUUCGGGAUUCGAAGAUUGGGCUUUGGAAUGUUCAUUUACUUUGUCAGUUCUCUCAUGACGUUUGUACCCGUCAUUAUUCUGGAAGAUCUCGUACGGUACUUUCAAGACGCGGGUGCGGGAGAACAUCAAACCUACGUCGACCCGUGGAUCGAAGUUUUUGGAUUGGCAUUGGUACCCUUUCUCGUGUCCAUUUUGCAAACUCGGUAUCAAGUGCUGGUGGCACAUGCCGGUGUGUUUGUGCGAGCUGCGGUUUCUCUCUUGCUAUAUCACAAGUCGCUGACUGUGAGUGCGGCUGGACGCGCCAAAACGUCCACCGGACAGGUUGUCAACAUCAUGUCCAACGAUAGUCAACAACUACAGCGUCUAUUGCUCUUUGCGGGAAUGGGAGUCGUGGCGCCGGUGCAAAUUGUACUGGCAUUGGCACUCAUCUAUCGACAGGUUGGAAAUGCCAUGUGGGCUGGAGUGGCAUUCAUGUUGGCACUCGCGCCUCUCAAUGGGAUGGUCUUUGGAACCAUUGGCAAACUACGAAGGAAGGUGCUCAAGUACUCGGACUCUCGAGUCAAAAUUAUGAAUGAAAUUUUGACAGGAAUUCGAAUCAUCAAAUUCUAUGCCUGGGAAAAGCCAUUCGGAGCUGAAGUCGAUAGAUUGCGAGGAAAGGAAUUGCAAGCUUUGACUCGCUAUGCAUACUUUAUCGCUUGUAUCUUCUCCCUCAUUCUCUCCAGUGUGCCAUUCAUUCAACCCAUCCUCGUUUUCUCCGUCUACACGGCCAUCCAGGACGAACCACUCGAUGCUGGAACUGCGUUUUCCACCAUUGCACUGUUCAACUUGAUGCGCAUCCCUUUUGCAUUCUUGCCCAUGGUUUUCUUGCAAUGGAUUCAAUCCAAAAUUGCGCUCCGUCGAGUUGGACGUUACCUGGAAUUGCCGGAACUGAAUACGUACGUUCAGCACGUCCCGCCGCCCAAUCCAACUGCAUUGCAAAACGCGGUCGCCAGCGUCACUAUCCGUGAUGGAACCUUUGCCUGGGUCGACCCAUCUGGGAAAGAAGUGCGCGGGAUUGAAGACGAAAAGAAGCCAUCCAAGCCACGCCGCCAAAGCAGUCGUCGCAAUAGCAAAGGCAGCAAGGAGGCGGAAGAAGGAGACGGCAAAUCAAGUCUCAAUUUCGCCAACAAGGAACUGCAGGCGUCGAUUCGCUCUCUUCAAACUACCAAUUCGGAAGAUGCUAGUAACGCUGUUCCAGUUAUGGCCCUCACAGACAUCAACACGACCAUUGAAGCGGGAAGUCUGGUGGCGGUCGUGGGAAGUGUUGGAAGCGGCAAGAGUUCCUUACUCUCGGCCAUCUUGGGAGAAAUGGAACCCGUUGGCGGAUCCAACGUUUACGUGCCCCGAGAGAAUGGAGUUGUUUCGGAAGGCUUUGUCUCGUACAGUACACAGACUCCUUGGAUUGUCAAUGACACCCUUCGUGGAAACAUCAUGUUUGGUCGUCCGUUCGACGAAGACCGAUACAAUCAAGUCGUUGAAGCGGCUGCCUUGUCGGACGAUCUCGCUGUGCUUCCCGCCGGUGACCAGACGGAGAUUGGAGAGCAUGGAAUCAACCUCAGUGGUGGGCAAAAGGCUCGUGUCAGCUUGGCUCGAGCGCUCUACGCUACAUCUACCAAGCUAAUGCUUCUGGACGACCCUCUGAGUGCGGUCGAUUCCCACGUGGGCGAGCAUUUGUUUGCAAAUGCGAUUUGUGGCGACGUUUCCAAGGGUACUACGCGAAUUCUUGUGACGCACGCCUCUCAUGUCUUGCCACGAUGCGAUUAUGUGAUUGUCAUGGACAAGGGCACUAUUAAGCAUCAGGGAAAGUAUGCCGAUUUGGUGGCCCGAGGAGUAGACUUUGCGGGUGCCGUUGACGUGUCCAAACACGACAAGAAGGACGAAGAAGAAAACGACACAGCGAAAAGUGAUGACAAGAAGGAUGGCGCGGAUGCCAAAGAGAAAAAAGUCGAAAACGUGAGCGCUGAGAAGAAGGAGGCCAUGCGAAAGAGUGGAAAGAAACUCACUUCAGACGAAGACAAAGCAGAAGGAAACGUUGCAGGGUCAGCUUACGUGAAGUAUGCCCGGGCAGGUGGCUUUCUGGCUGCCUUCUCGGUGUUGUGCUGUGCUGUCUUCGGGCGUGGGUCCGAUGUCGCUGGAGCUUUCUGGCUUUCCAAAUGGGCCGAAGAAGGUUUUCAAUCUACUGAAAAUGGUGGAAUGGGUAUGAGUGACGAAGACACUAGAUUCUACCUUGGGAUCUACUCUACGUUUGCCCUCUGUGGUUUGAUGGGAAUCACACUCCAAGGAAUUUGCUUUGCCAACCUGCGAUUGAGAGCAUCACGCAAACUGCAUCAAGACCUGACUGACAGCAUCCUCAAAGCUCCGGUUGCUUUCUUCGACGUCACACCGAUUGGGCGUGUGUUGAAUCGCUUUGCGGCUGAUAUGGACAAGGUGGAUUUGGAACUUGUUCAGUCCCUUCAGCAGGGAUUGAGCAUGCUCUUUAGUAUCCUCGGAGCCGUUGGCGCGAUCAUUGCAGCAACGAAAGGUGUUUUCCUCCUUCCGAUGAUUCCCCUUGGCUACAUUUACUACCUCAUUCAAGGGUGGUUCCGAAAGACAAGCACUGAGUUGCAGCGUAUUACAAGCAUCAACAAUUCUCCCAUCUUCGCUGAUUUUUCCCAAACCUUGAGCGGCACUUCCUCCAUUCGCGCAUACGGUGCAGCAGAGCGAUUUGCUUCUCAUUGCGAGGGUUCUUUUGACACAAUGGAUGCAUCCUACAUUUUGGUUCAAGUUGUGAACCAAUGGCUUGCACUGAGGCUUGACGUGCUUGGAGGAUUGGUUGGAUUCUUUAUUGGGGCGUUCGCCAUGGCCACACAGAACACCAGUUUUGCCAUUCCAGCUGGAUGGGUGGGACUGGCUCUGAACUACAGCAUUGAACUGACAGGUUACCUCAAGUUUGGCGUGAGAAUGAUUGCCCAAACAGAGGCUGACAUGAGUUCCGUCGAACGAAUCCUGUUCUACUCGAACAACAUUGAAGCGGAGGCACCCAGCGAGGUUCCUGAAAAGGAUCCACCAGCUGGAACUUGGCCAACCGCGGGUGCCAUCGAGUUCCGAAAUGCUGCGAUGCGCUACCGAGAUGGCCCCUUGGUGCUAAAGGGUGUAUCUCUGGAUAUCCAACCUGGGGAGAAAAUUGGUGUCUGUGGUAGAACAGGCAGUGGAAAGAGUAGUCUGAUGAUCAGUCUUUUCCGCAUCUCUGAGCUUGAGAGCGACGGUGGACAGAUCUUGAUUGAUGGCGUUAACACGUCGGAAAUUGGGACUACAUGCUUACGCAUGAACCUGUCAAUCAUCCCACAGGAUCCUGUGAUGUUCUCCAAUACAAUUCGGUACAAUCUGGAUCCCUUCGCUACCGCCUCGGAAGAAGAGCUUUGGACUGUCCUUCAAAAGGUGCAGAUGGUGGAAGCUAUCGCUUCUUUGCCCAACGGCUUGGAUCAUCAAGUCGCUGAAGGGGGUGAGAACUUUUCUCUUGGACAGCGACAACUAAUGUGUAUUGCAAGGUCACUUCUUCGAAAGCCGAAAAUCCUUGUGAUGGACGAAGCUACAGCUUCCAUUGACAACACAACCGACGCUCUGAUCCAGAGGAUGAUCCGUGAAAACUUUUCCGGUGCAACCGUCUUGACGAUCGCUCACAGGCUGAACACCAUCAUGGACAGUGAUCGUGUGUUGGUGUUGGACGACGGCGAGAUUGCUGAGUUUGAUGAACCGUCCAAACUUCUCCAGAAAGAGGGAGGACAUUUCCGCGCCAUGGUGGAAAAGAGCCAACAGGCUCAUGGCGAGAGCUAAGCCCCCCCCCCCCAGACGAGGGAGAUUGCUGGUUGGAAACGACCAUUUCCAUGCACAUACAAACAACGAAACAUCUUGAACAUAAAACCUAAUCUGGUACAUAAAGGCAUGCACAUAUUUUAGGUUCUAUAGAUCUCGGUUGCUCUCCU
Molecule: messenger RNA, 5664 nt
Organism: Seminavis robusta
Lineage: Eukaryota; Bacillariophyta; Bacillariophyceae; Naviculales; Naviculaceae
Source: the annotation of a GenBank genome assembly